GGAGGGUCUACUUUCAAACGAUAAUGUGUUUCAAGAAUCUUAUAAGUGAAUGCAACUAUUUAUUUGAGUUCCAUUCAGUUUCUAUCCGUCUCAUAAUUGAAAUAUGGGGGAUGUUCCGCAGUGUGUAUUGUACGAACAUGCCGUCGGAUAUGUCUUGUUCCGUGUCGCGGAAUUCGAACAUAUCGGAACGAGCGUUCCUCAGGUAGAGGAGUCUAUCGCUGAUGUGCAACGGUUUCGUUCAAUUGUUAAAAUAGAAGCUUUCGAGCCUUUUAAAAAUACUGAAUCUGCAUUGGAAAAUUGCAAUAGCAUAUCAGAAGGUCAACUCCAUCCAGACUUGCUUAAUUUUCUGGAGGCAAAUUUGCCAAGGAAGAAAAAGAGGAUGGUUACACUUGCUGUUGGUGAUUCGAGAUUGGCUAGCGCCAUAAGUGAACAAAUUACUGGCAUAAAAUGUCAGAUUUCUGGAGUUGUGCCAGAACUUAUGCGUGGAAUACGCAUACAUUUUGAACAUCUUGUCAAAGACUUACCUCAUCAUUCGCUUUCAAAGGCCCAGCUUUCACUUGGUCAUGGUUAUUCGCGGAAAAAGGUUAAAUUCGAUGUUCAUCGAGUGGAUAAUAUGGUUAUCCAAUCAAUUGCACUCUUGGAUCAACUUGAUAAGGAUAUAAAUCUCUUCGGGAUGAGGAUUCGGGAAUGGUAUUCAUAUCAUUUUCCCGAGCUUUUCAAAUUGGUUCCUGACCAAUUUAAUUAUAUAAAGUGUGCAUCCACUAUAAUGGAUAGAAAGAAUCUUGAUGAUGAGGUGAUCGGAAAAUUGAACGAAGUUCUGGAAGAUAAUGAUAAAGUGGCGGAAGUAGUGGAAGCUGCACGAACAUCAAUGGGAAUGGAUAUUUCUGACCUUGAUUUAUUUAAUGUUCGUCGUUUCGCGAAACGUGUUGAUGAACUAACAGUUUAUCGUCAGGAACUUCACGCUUAUGUUAAGGAGCGUAUGCAUUCAUGCGCGCCAUCACUUUCGGCAUUAAUUGGAGAACAGGUUGGUGCUCGUCUAAUUUCGCAUGCAGGAAGUUUAACAAAUUUAGCAAAAUAUCCAGCAUCAACUGUGCAGAUACUUGGAGCUGAAAAAGCGCUUUUUCGUGCACUAAAAACUAGGUCUAAUACACCGAAAUAUGGCCUCCUCUUUCAUUCUUCAUAUAUUGGUCGUGCAUCUACCAAAAAUAAAGGUCGCAUAUCACGUUUUCUUGCCAAUAAAUGCACAGUGGCUUCUCGUAUUGACUGUUUCUCAGAGGUACCAGUGGCUACAUAUGGUGAACACUUCAAACAGCAGGUAGAAGAUCGUUUGAAAUUUCUGGAAAGCGGUAUAAUUCCAAAAAAAAAUUUGGAUGUAAUGAAAGAAGCGAUUGAAGAAGCAGCUACUGUAAAAAUAAAGAUUCUGAAAAAAAGGAAGAAAGAGGCGAAAAGGGCCAAAAGAGCAGCUGAGCAACAAGCAAAUGAUAGUUUUGAUACAACCCAAGGGUCGAAACCAGAUGCCGAUGCAAUGGAAUUAGAUGAAGGAAUUGUUAAAGAGAAAGCCAAGAGGCCAAAGUUGGUGUCACAUGAUGAAAGUAUGAAUGGUGAACACAAAAUUCAUAAUGAUGGGGAUAUCACGAACAGUAGACGACACAAGAAGAAAAAGAAAAGAGAAAGUUCAAAUGCAAUGGAUGAGACUAAGCACAUGGAAGAAAACGGCGGAGUGAUGAAUGGAGAAGGCAGUUCAAAGAAGAUGAAGAAGUUAAUGAAGAAAAAUGACUCGGAAAUAACAGAAAGUGGUGAUGAUUUUGCUUGAACAUUCUGAGGGAACAUAUUCAAUUUUAAACGAAUAAGGCGAUCAAAAAAGAAGAAAUGGAAUCAUAUUUGAAUACACUGGUCUCUUCUUGUAUGUGUUGUUAAUUUUUCUUCCUUUCAGUGUUAAUUUUUUUCCGGCUUUGAAGUUGUUUUUCUUAAAUUUUAGAAAUACAGAUGUGUAAAAUUUAUUCUGUAAGGAAUAAUCAAAAUUUAGACUGCUUCUUUGAAAACUGGGGUUCUUUUCCGAAGAUUGAUUUGGUGCACAAGUUGGGUUUUAAUUAAUUUUGAUUUGCUUGAAAUUGAUAUCUGAA
This is a messenger RNA of Loa loa (African eye worm), 2123 nucleotides long. Its product is annotated as nol5a protein. Gene Ontology annotation, cellular component: box C/D methylation guide snoRNP complex; small-subunit processome. Gene Ontology annotation, molecular function: snoRNA binding. The transcript has 12 exons. The record is from RefSeq and is a predicted model, not a curated record. The coding region runs from base 104 to 1813 and encodes 569 amino acids. NCBI's taxonomy places the organism in Eukaryota, Metazoa, Nematoda, Chromadorea, Rhabditida, Onchocercidae.